AAACUGCCAGCUCAAACACGAGCUAGUCCACCAUCUGAACAAAGCUGAAGCUACUUCUCUUUCAAAUCGAUUCCCAUUCUUCAAGCUCACUUGUCGCAUUCCGUCAUGGCUGACGACCAAGCAAAAAAGCCCGCCGUGCUGAUUGUUGGUGGUCUUGGCUUCAUCGGCCGUCACCUUGCUCUGUAUAUCCACGAAAAUAACCUGGCCUCGGAAGUACGACUGGUGGACAAAGUCCUUCCCCAGCUUGCCUGGUUGGCCCCUGAGUUCCAAGAGGCUUGUUCGAAAGACAAAUUCGUUCAAGCUGAUGCUAGUCGGGAACAGCACUUCCCCCGUAUCUUUGAUCGUGCCAAUGGCGAGCAGUUCGACUAUGUGAUCAAUUGUGGUGGAGAAACCCGACACUCUCAGCCCGAUGAUGUUUACGAAGUUCGCAGCUAUGCCCUCACCGUUGCCCUCGGUCGCGAAGUCGCCCGCCGUGGCAUCCGCUCAUUUGUCGAAUGUUCGACCGCGCACGUUUACAAAGGUGGCUCGAGUCCGCGCAAAGAGGACGACAAGUUGCAGCCGUGGCACAAGCUCGCAAAGUGGAAGAUGAAGGCCAGUGAUGAGCUACAGAAGAUCCCCAAUCUUCACUACUGCUUGCUUCGGUUGCCUCACGUCUAUGGAGAAUAUGACCCUGGCUAUUUUGCUAUGGGCAUCUGUCUUGCACGAGUCCACCUCGAACUACAGAAGAACCUGGAGCUUUUGUAUACGAAGGACCUAAAGAUCAACACAAUUUACAUCAAAGAUGCAGUAAGUGCGCUCUGGAAAGCCGCAGAAUGGAGGGUCAGCGCCCCGACAGACGGGUCAGCACCCAUUGCUUUCAACGUCGUCGACCAUGGCGACACUCGCCAGGAGCACGUGGCCGACGCCCUAUCAGAGGUUUUUGGCAUGAAGGUCGAGUUCCUCGGUUCUUUGGCUUCUCAAUUUGCUAAGAUGAACUUGGACGAUGUUGUCGACGAUAUGAACGAGGAAUGCUUGCAGGGCUGGGCCGACCUGCUCGAAGAGAAGAAGAUCGAAAGACCAGGGCCAAUUAGCCCGUUUUUGGAAAGGGACGUGCUCAGGGACCAGGACAUGUCCAUCGAUGGCACGUUAUUUGAAGAGACCACGGGCUGGAAGCCUACCCGUGAGCGUUUCGACGCUGAUGCCGUUCGGGCCAUGGUUGACAGUUACAAACGAAUGGGCUGGUGGCCUUAAGACAUUCUGGCCGCCAUGAUCCCUGCCAGCCGCCACUUUCUCUGAACAUGGUUUCCCAAGUGUAAUCGCAACCAAUGCUGACGAUCCAAUCGCGUGUGCUCUGAUACCCCGACCGUGCA
Aspergillus homomorphus CBS 101889 is the source of this 1349-nucleotide messenger RNA. RefSeq names its product NAD-dependent epimerase/dehydratase family protein. Bases 106 to 1230 code for a protein of 374 amino acids. NCBI's taxonomy places the organism in Eukaryota, Fungi, Ascomycota, Eurotiomycetes, Eurotiales, Aspergillaceae. The transcript has 3 exons. The record is from RefSeq and is a predicted model, not a curated record.